AAACAUUUAUUGAUUCAGCAGAAAUGAUGAAAAAAGAAAUUAGCAAAACCGUAUACAGGUGGAUAUCAUCUAGUGAGUUUAUAUGGCCAUAUUUUAGUAUUCUUGUGGUAUAUGGCUACACAGGAUACUUUGCUAAGCAUAGGAACUACAUUUAAAGUGUCCCCAACAACCGUAAUGAGUAUAACUAAUAAGGUGCUCCACUUUAUGGUAAAACUGAAGUCAGCCUGAAUCAUUUUUCUCAAAAAUGAAGCUGAAGUACAAUAACAUUAUCCAAUACCCGGCAAAAUUCUAACUUGUUACAUUUCAAAUAAUAACCAGAAAUAUAAAACUACUCUUGAGUUGGGUAAAUACCACAAUUUUGCGGUGAUAACUAUGACAUAUAACAGCUGAUUCGUGACGUCACGGAUCUUAUAACCAAACUGAUAACUCGCUUGAACGGUAUGGUAAAUACCAACCUAAAAUGGUAAAUACCAUUUCCAUUUGGUUAUCCGCUUGAAUUUGAUUAGUGUUGUUUCGUGCUUGUCACCGGUCACCGGCCUAUGUCAAGAAAAACAACAAAUGUUUAGGUUAUCUAACUAAAUAUAAUCGUAAAAAUAAGGACAACUUUGUUUAUAAAACUUGAAUGAUGUAAGGGUCACGUUCCCAGUUCAUCAUAUCAGAAUUUAUGUGUAUUUAUAAGAUAUUUGCCGCCUAGUUUUAAAAUACACCAACAAAAAGGAACUCAUUUAUCAGAGUAUUAAAAGUGUUUUUUUGGAAUAACAAGAACAAACAAUUCAUCAGUAGAUCCACAAUUUCAUGACAUUGAUUCAAUCAUUUCUGUUGUGAGCAAUAGUUAAACCAAGAAUAAACCAGGGGAAGAUAAGCAUAUUUAGUAGUGUUUGUAUUUUAGCAAUAAGCACGUAAAUGACAUGGAAAUCUGGUCACCAUGUGAAGAUAUUACUGAAACCUGCAAAAGCAAAAAUUAUGGCAUACUUAUAUUGAACGUUCCUAUUGCAUUUGAUUGUAACCAUAACUUUGUAAUGAGUUUAUGGGAUCAAGCAAAAGUGCGGAUGACUGUGGAUGGUGGUACUCAAAGAUGGAUGGAUUGGUUGAAAGUGAACAAAUAUGAUCUAAAUAAGGUUCAGAUGCCAGAAUUGAUAUCUGGAGAUAUGGAUUCCACACCAGCAAUGACAUUGGAGUAUUUCAAAAAUACCACUACACAAGUAAUUUAUACACCAGACCAAAAUGAAACGGAUUUUGUCAAGGCUCUUAGAGAAUUAGACAAAUACUGUAAGGUGAACAAUAUACAGAUAGAUACAAUAUACGCACUAGCCGACACAUCAGGCCGCCUAGAUCAAAUUCUAGCAAACAUCAACACUCUAUACAAAUGUAAACAGAUUAUUAGCAAUACAAAACUGUAUCUGCUGGCCAAAAGUUCCUUAACGUGGCUCUUGGAUGCAGGGAAACAUUCAUUAAGUAUUCCACAGACGUUGAGAGAUAGCCAGCAAUGGUGCUCACUUUUGCCAAUUGGUGAGCCAUGCCAAGUCAGUACCACUGGCCUGAAAUGGAACUUAGAUAAGAAAACGUUGAAAUUCGGCAGUCUAGUCAGCACAUCAAAUACUUAUGAUGGAUCAGAAGUAGUCACAGUAGAGACUGAUCAUCCAGUUGUUUGGUCGAUGAGUAUAAAAACUUUGUUAUGACAACAUUUCAACUAUCAUAGGUAGCUCAACAUUUUUAUAUUUUGCUCAUUGCUAUUGUUAUAAUUAUUUUUGUAUUACCCAAGUUUUUAUUUUAAAACGUCACUUGAAUAUAUAUAUCCCCAAGUUAACGAAGUUUAUGGUUCCUACAAUAUUGUCGGAUGCCUUUAUGGCCUUCUUGAUUUUCAUAGUAUUUUCUCUCCUUCAGAAAGGCUGACGUAUUUCUAGAUUUAUACCGUUCCAUGUCAGCGUCAGCGCUCUCCUAUUGUGAAGGUAAGUUUUCUUUUUGAAUUGUGGGAAAUUUCAGGCUGAUAAAACAGAUAAUAUAAAUUAGAAGCAUGGACAUUUUGAUGCAAAUAGAUAUUUGUUACAUAACCUCAAAAUGGAGCGCUGAACUAUGAAAAUCAAGGAGGCCAGAAAGCCGUCCUACAAUUGUAGGAACGACUGACGAUACGGCCCUUAAAAAUGCCCCAUACGGAAGUUGUUGAAGAGACAAUCAGGACGCAAUAUUUCUAAUGACUUUGAGCUUCCAAUGGUUUUUAUAACCUUCAUUUUCAUUUCAAAAAAUCAGAAUGAAUUAAUAUUUGAAUUCAAUACUACAAGAGAUUGGAAACUGUUAAAAUAAUCAAAUCAAUGAUCAUCCUCCAUAGUUGUUAUGUUGUACUUGUUCGUGCAAUAUUAUUUUUCUUAAAAAUAGGGAUAUCAUUGGCAAAUGGGAUAACCUUUGAAAUGCAUACAUGUAAAAUUGAAAUGGGGUUAAUAUUAGGCAUAGAAAUUUACAGCCUUCUGAGGAACAUCUUUCUAUCCAGCUAACUUUGGGCUAUAUCAUGAUUGGGUUUUGUACAUAAUACUGAAGAUGGGGUUAUAUUAUAGUCUGAAUAUCAUUAUCAGUACUUAAUCUAAACAUCUUGCUGUGCAGUAGUGAAUUUUUAUAUGAACAGUUUGAGCAAAAGUAGCCUUGCUUUUGAUUGUACAUUCCAAAAAAUGUUAUGAAAAUUUUUUAUUUACUCCCUAACAUUAGAGUGGCAAAAGAAUUUGUGCCUCCAUACGUCAUUAAUUAUUCGAUUCAAUCAGUACGGUUGCCCUUUGAAAUUACUAACUUUCCCUCCAAUUAACCUCUGAGGCCAUUGUCUAGGUCACUUUUGAGGUCAUCGGCAAAUUGCUUUUCAGGUAUUCUAAAAUUUUUCUUUGUACCGUCAUUCAAAAAAGAAUGCGUGGUUGCCAAGUUGUUGGGGGUGUUCGUGAACUUAUUAAACAGUACGUCAUACUGAUUGAGCCACUUAUGACCGCUUGACCUCGUGUAUGAAAAUGCAGUUGAUGUAGAAUCUCGAUUUAUACACGAAUCUGCUGUUACUAAGGUCAGUGCCUAGGUGAUAUUUGGGGUAAUCGAUAAAUUGCUUUUUUGAUACCCUGAAACUUUUCUUGGAACUUUUUUCCAAAUAUAAAUUGGGUUUGAGUAUUCAAUUUUGAUUUGAGUUCCGACUGCCACACACUCUUUGAAAAACUCAAAUUAUUUAUUGGAAAACACAAAUCUGUGAUUUAGGUAUAUUUUAUGAUUUGAUUAUAAUUAUUACUUAUUAUACAUACAGGGUUUCCCAGAAAUAACACGCCAGAGUGGUAGAUUGGCUUCAGAUCGAUCAGAUAAAAUUAACAUGACCUGAGUAAAAGUUUUCUAGUUUUACAAGUUUGAUUGAUCUGAAGCCAUUCCCCUCUCCUCCCGUGUCACCCUGGCGUGUUAUUUCUGUAUAUUGGUUUCACAGAUAAAGGCGUAUGACAUAAUUUACUUGUGUACUAUUUGUGCCACGAACAUUUUUUAGCAUACAGUCUGUGAUGAUGUGAUUGGAUAGUGCAUGUGCAGCUAGUGUCAGAUUCACAAAGUGAAGGUCUCGGUGGCCGAUUUGAGUUCAUUAUGCCACCGUCAGUGUAUUUCAAAUUAUAGGCAGUCAAAUAUGACGGUAGAAUACUUAAGUAGUACAAAGGCACGUGCAAAUAUGUGUCCACCAGAGACUGAAACAUAAGAUCUGCUUUGCACAUACCUGGUGUAUUUUAUCUGUGAAAUUUUAAGUUUUUGCACAGCAUAUGUGAGAUAAAGUCCAACCUUAUGAGAGUAUCUACAUUUGUUACAAAUAAAUUGUUUGUUUUAUAAACGAUGCUUUAUUUCUCAAGCAAUUAUUCUUC
Molecule: messenger RNA, 3854 nt
Organism: Acanthoscelides obtectus
Lineage: Eukaryota; Metazoa; Arthropoda; Insecta; Coleoptera; Chrysomelidae
Source: the annotation of a GenBank genome assembly